AACCAUGAUUCCACUGUCAUCUGCACUGUGGACAUAAUAUUGACAUACUCUGCAGGAGUGUUAUAGUAUUUCUGAGGCAGAGCCUAGAACGCAAUGGGAGGAAUAGCACCUGCCUGAACAGCUGUGGCGCCUUCAUGGAAUCUUGCCCCACAUCCGGCUGUGCCAUGGGGAUAGCCAAGAAAGCCAUAGAGCAAGUGGAUGGAGGUGCCAGCCUGCCCAUUUGCAUGGAGACUUGCUCAGAGAACACUUGCUGGGGUGGGCAGAUUGAUACAGCCUUGGAGGUGGUGACCUCUACUGGAGCGGUUGUGAGUGAAGCAGACACAGCAGUCGCCCCCAAUGUGGCAAGCCAUCUCCAAGAAGAGUGGCAGAGCUCCUGCUGCAAGAAGAGAGGACGGGAGACAGCAGAAGGUGAGCCGCCUCCUAAGCAACUGAAGAAACAACCUGAGGAAACAGACCAUCAGGAAGCUUCUGAUGAGAUCCACAUGUCAACAGCCAUGGCUAUUACUCAUCCGGAAGCUGUAUCAGCAGCCGUCCCAUUGAAACAGAAACCUAUCCGUGGCCAGAAGCCCAAAAAGAAAGCAGUGGUUCGCAAAGGCCCCCCUCUUCAGGAGCCCAGAGUUCAAGGCGAGGUCCCUGGGCCUUCGGAGAAUGGCCCUUCUCUGCCUGUGAAGGUGCCAAAGAAGCGAGGGCGCAAAUCCAAGGCAGAGCUCCUGGAGUGCCAGUCGACUGAACCCCUUCACCAGCAGAAGUCGCUGGCCAGUGAGGAGAGCCAAGAUUGCCUGGAUACUACUCCUGGGGGGCGUCCAAAGCGCCGGGCUGCUAAAGUAGCCCUUCUGUACCUUCAGGAACUGGCUGAGGAGUUGACAUCUGCCUAUCAGCCGUCCUCUCAGGGGACCUCAGAGAGCCCCCUUGAGCCCGAGGAGCCUGUCAGGAAACGGCGGGGUCGGAAGCCACAUGAGCAGAAGCUGGAGAACGAUGGGGAUGCGGACUUUGUCCCCUCAGAAGAAGGGCUUGUGGAGGCGGCAGAGGCGGAGGAAGAGGAGGAGAGUGACAUGUUGCUGAGUGAGGCAUCCGAGCCUGAACUGGAGCACAGCCUGCGGGGAACUGCGCGGCCCAAGGCUCAGUGCCGAGGGUUUGCCUCCAACGGCUUACACAACUCUGUCAUGGCUCCUGUCUGGAAGUCUCUCAGGGUCACCCAUCACUUGCGUGAGCAACUUCACUCUCCCUGGGAGUUUCCAGAGUGGAUCCCCUCAGCUCGGAAAUGGGUCUUUCUGUCAGAGAGCGAAGUGAACGAAUACCUCCCUGCGGAGACCAAAUCCCCUCUCUUCUCCAUCAGGCGGGAAGGUCUACAAGAGGACAGCAGCAUCCUCUACCGGAUUAACAGGUUUAAUGCCUUGCAGCCUCAUGAGGAACGCCUGGACAUGACUUUCUUCGUUGGGGGACCCAUCUGGGCCAUGGAGUGGUGCCCAACCCCUGAAGGCUCCAUGGCCUCCCAGUACGUGGCCAUCUCCUGCAACCAAGGCAUGGAUGACCGGCACAGUUUGGUGGGAAUCCAUACAGGGCCAGCUCUGCUUCAGCUCUGGGAGCUAGGGCCCAUUCAACAAGACACAGGGUCUGCAACCAAGCCAGGACUGGCGUAUGCCAUUGCCACCAGCCAUGGCUGCAUCUGGGAUAUGAAGUUUUGCCCAAGUGGCGCCUGGGAGCUCCCUGCCACCCGUCACAAGUCUUUCCAGAUGAGUCGGCUGGGACUGCUGGCUGUGGCCUUCUCCGAUGGCAAGGUGCUGCUGUACAGCCUUCCGCAUGCCCAGGACUUGCGUGUCUACAGGAGAGCCCAGGUAACAGAUGUGCCAUCCCCACGGCAUGCUAUCUGCAAGGUGCAGUGUGUGGCCACCUUGCAAGUGGGCUCGAUCCAGGCAGGGAGCCCCUCUGAAUGUGGGCAGUGUUUCACCCUGGCCUGGAUGCCCACCAAGCCUCACCAUCAACUGGCAGCUGGCUUCUAUGACGGCACUGUAGCCUUGUGGAACCUCUCCAGCAAGUCCCUGCUGCAGCGAGUCCGCCAGCCCAGUGGCUCCCUCAAGCUGUACCCGUUUCACUGCUUGCUUGCCCAUGAUCAUGCUGUGCGCAACAUCCAGUGGUGCAAGGCAAACAGCAAUUUCAUAGUGACCGCAGGGAAUGACCGCAAGAUCAAAUUCUGGGACCUGCGCCGGCUACACGAGCCCAUCAACAGCAUCAAGCGUUUCUUGAGCACAGAAAUUGCCUGGCUGCUGCCUUACAGCGGGAUCACAGUUGCACAGGACAACUGCUAUGCCUCGUAUGGCCUAUGUGGGAUCCACUACCUGGAUGCUGGCUAUCUGGGCUUCCGGGCCUAUUUUGUGGCCCCUCGUAAAGGCACCGUAUGGAGCAUCUCUGGAUCUGAUUGGCUGAACUCCAUAGCUGCUGGAGACGCCACAGGGGAGCUGGUGGCUGCCAUGAUGCCCGACCUGUCAGUCAACCCACACAAUGUCAAACGACCUUCUGAGCGCCGAUUUCCUAUCUACAAGGCAGACCUGCUGCCCUGUGGUCCAGUCAGCACUGAUGCAAGGAUGGGAGCCGGCGAGAAGCCCCCAGUGGAGGGCAGGACGUACAAUGAGUCAGUGGCCCGGAACUACAUCCACUUUCAGGAUACUGACCUGAGGAGCUUCAAGGGUUUCUUCAGGAGAAAGUCCCGGAAGCAACCACCUACACAAGAAGUAAAAGAAGGGGAUGGCCUAGGCAGAUUGCAGCUGGAAGCAGUGCACAAGGUUCGCUUCAGCCCCAACCUGGACUGUCACAGCUGGCUGGUGUCGGGGGGCCAGUCUGGCAUUGUGCGGGUGCACUGCCUUCGCGCGUUGGUGUCCCCCCCAAGCCGCAAGCUCCUGCUCGAGUGCCAGGCCCAGUUCAGCGCCAUGUUCCAAGCAGAGGAACAGGAAGACGGACCUGAAGGCAACCCAGCUGGGGUGCACACUGCAGUCAGCUGAACAGCACUUAGGACCCCACAGUAGUUUUUGGCAUCAGCACACAUCACCAAGAGAUUCCGGUCUCCUGUGAAAUAUGUGGAGCUCUGAUGGUAUCUGCAGGAUUCUAGCUGCUGGUGGACUAGCUGGAUCCUGGCUUGAACUCUAGGGGUCAGCCAGAUCAAGAAUGGACCGGCUGCAGAGAAGCACAAAGGGAUGGGGCUCAGCCAGCCACUCUGACCGUCCCGAA
Molecule: messenger RNA, 3222 nt
Organism: Gekko japonicus
Lineage: Eukaryota; Metazoa; Chordata; Lepidosauria; Squamata; Gekkonidae
Gene: GTF3C2
Product: general transcription factor IIIC subunit 2
Biological process (GO): transcription by RNA polymerase III
Cellular component (GO): transcription factor TFIIIC complex
Molecular function (GO): protein binding
Source: RefSeq, a predicted model, not a curated record